Molecule: messenger RNA, 960 nt
Organism: Cynara cardunculus var. scolymus (artichoke)
Lineage: Eukaryota; Viridiplantae; Streptophyta; Magnoliopsida; Asterales; Asteraceae
Product: OTU domain-containing protein At3g57810
Exons: 8
Coding region: 48-734 (228 amino acids)
Biological process (GO): protein deubiquitination; endoplasmic reticulum unfolded protein response
Cellular component (GO): nucleus; cytosol
Molecular function (GO): cysteine-type deubiquitinase activity
Source: RefSeq, a predicted model, not a curated record
CCGGUCGUUCGUUCCAACUUCCAAGUAGUCAGAAGGAAGAAGAAAUCAUGGCAGCCAAACCCUCUAACAGAGUUAUCCUUGAACAGCUGAUAAAUGGGGUGGCGGAGUUUGAACUCGUCUCUUCUCCGGUCCCUUCGAUUUCUGCCAACGUUUCUCGGAAUUCGAUACAAUCUAUUUUUACUACUGAAAAUGCACAUCGAUUCUUUGCUCGAAUUGGGCCAACAAUGCAAGUUUCACCAGCAUUGAGCAAAGUGGAGAGUUUUAGGGUGCACAAGGUUACUGGUGAUGGACGCUGUAUGUUUCGUGCUCUGGUUAAAGGAAUGGCUAUUAACAAGAGUGUUACCCUUAGCCCCCGGGAAGAAAGAGAAAAUGCAGAUGAAUUACGGAUGGCGAUAAAAGAGGUGUUAUGUGACAAUAACAAAGAACGACAUCAGUACGAAGAAGCACUAAUCGCGAUUACUGUUGAAGAGUCCUUAAAACGUUACUGUCAACGCAUUGGACGGCCAGAUUUCUGGGGAGGAGAAUCGGAACUACUGGUACUGUCCAAGUUAUGUCGCCAACCAAUCAUUGUCUACCUACCCGAGCAUGAGCAUACGAAGGGUGGCAAUGGAUCUGGUUUCAUACCGAUUGCAGAGUAUGGAGCCGACUUUGGCAAGGGUUCAAGAAAAGGAAAAGCCAAGAAAGCUGUGAGGCUUUUGUACAGUGGAAGAAAUCAUUAUGAUCUCCUUGUAUAACACACCAGUCUUUGAGUAGAGGACAUAUUUGCGUACAUCUCCUAUCGAGUGGGGAUAUACCAGGUUUGUAAACACUAGUCCAGAAGUUUCUAUUUUUGGCAAGCUAGAUUAGAGCUUACUGUGGCUAUAUGCUUUCUCAUUAAGUGGAGUAAAAUGUUUCUAUCAAAAACCAUUUUAGGCUCAUUGUUUUCUAUGGUGUUGAAUGAAGAACAUGAAGUUGUUGAUU